AUGGCGUCCAGUGAAGUAACAAAACUUCAGCAGCAUUUGUCAUUACUAAAGGAAGAGUACAGCAAACUUCAGAGUCAUUGUGCUGAAGUAGAGAGGAAGUAUACUCUUGCAGCAGCAUCGGCCGGCGAUCUGAGUGAAACAAGCUUCGUAGCACGGUUACUCAUGACGGUGUCAGCUCUUUAUGGCAGGGAGACAUAUUCAGAUAUAAAUAUUAAACUGCAAAGUAAGUCUGUUCCUGGGCACAAGUUCGUAUUAAAUGCUCGUUCAGAUGACUGGAAUGAAGGGGCCCUCAAGAACCUUACAGAAUUAGAUUGGUCUAAUUUGCCAGAUGAUGUUGGUUCAGCACUACUUAAAUGGUUAUACACAGAUGUGGUAGAUCUAUCUAGAGGUGAUGCUUUUGCAUUACAUCUUAUGAAAUGUGCUGCUGGCUUUAAGCUGUACGGAUUGGUUGGAAAAUGUGAACAAGCACUUAUAACUUCAGUUGGAGUAAGGACCUGUGUGAAGUUCUAUUCAGCGGCCGAUGAAAUUAGUGCAACUGCACUUAAAGAACAUUGCUCUGGUUUGAUUUCUACACAUUGGGAUGAUCUUACAGGUGACGACUUUGCCCACAUGUCUUCUGCGUUGCUAUACCGCAUGCUGAAGAGUAAGACGCCGCAGCCGCUACAUGGCGCCGUGCGGCUCAUGCGGGAGGACGUUGUCUUCCUGUGCCUUGUUGAGAACCAUGCUAAUGUAAGUACACGUUGCUUUUUAUAA
This is a messenger RNA of Parnassius apollo (apollo), 753 nucleotides long. NCBI's taxonomy places the organism in Eukaryota, Metazoa, Arthropoda, Insecta, Lepidoptera, Papilionidae. The record is from the annotation of a GenBank genome assembly.